This is a messenger RNA of Moneuplotes crassus, 1682 nucleotides long. The record is from the annotation of a GenBank genome assembly. NCBI's taxonomy places the organism in Eukaryota, Ciliophora, Spirotrichea, Euplotida, Euplotidae.
UGGUUCAAAUCUUACUAAGAUCUUGACUACUCAUAUGGCUGGUAGUAGCUACAUGAGCGAUGCGUACUACUGACGGUGAGGAAAUAGUCCCAAUGAGAGAUUUUGAAUUAGGUAUCUACAAAGACAUGAUUUCUCAGCAACAAAAGAAGCUAAAGAUUUUAGAUUCAAUCAAGCAAAUCUCUAAUGAUACAGAGAGUGACUUUAACAUAACUGGAGAUUUCCUUGACCAGGCUGUUAAUACUAUUAUUUAUAAAAAGGAAGAAAAAGCAAGAAAGAUCAGAGAAAGGAUUGAAAUUGAUAAAAUCAAUGAAAUUAAAAAUUCAAUUUUUGAAAAACAUGUGUUAGAUUUUGAAGAUGAAAUUAUCGAUUUUAAUUUCAUUCCUAUUUCAGUCCCUAACCAGAGUAAUAAAGAUCCUGUUGUUCUUAUAUUUGCACGCAAUGGGAUCGACAGCACCACUCUUGAGAUACAAGAUCUCCGAGGAGAGGUUAUUCUUGAGUAUCAAAUACAGAAUUGUACAACUAAAUAUUUAUUGCCAAGUUUGCAUCCACAAGAUAUUUUUGCGGCAGUUAUUUGACAUAAUUACAAUUUCCAUAUGAUCAAGUUUUCCACUGAAGAGUUCAUAGACUCUCAAAAACCAUCAGAGAACUCACCUUUCUUUAAAAUUGUUGAAAAUUCAUUCCUAAAUCUUCCAGAAGAAGUUUCUAAAAUUUUAGUUGAGAAAAAUGAGACUUUAGGUGACUCUUUUGAUAUUAUCAGAGUAGCUCCUUAUUUCUCUAAACGUAUCAUCUACUUUCUAAUGGUUGAUAAUUCAGGCAGGAUCAUUAAUCUUAAAGGUUCAGAAGAAAUUAUGAGUGUCUUCAGGCUCGAGACAUCUCAGAUUACAGCAAUCGAAAGACAUAAUCUAAGUAUCCUCUUCUCCACAUCUAACAAUAUUGGAUUUAUGAAAGUACUUGAGCAGUCUUCAGACCAGGUCUUUUGAGAAAUUGGUACAGCCAAUAUUUCCUCUAUUGCAGGGGAUCAUCUGAAACCAAGCGGGAUCUAUGCCAUUACACAAGAGCAUGAUGAUAAUUCCACAAGUGAUCAUUUGGUUGCAUUUGAGAUAAAAGCUAGCAAACAGAGAUCAUCUACAGAGGAAUGAAAGAUUAUAGGAAAAAUAAAACUUGGCCAUCAUGAGUCUUCCUCUUUCUCACUCUCUCCUCUUCAAGGAUUUGUGACAGUUAUGGAUCAGUUUGGAGAGCUUUCUGUCUUUAAAGCUCUGAACCCAAAUGAUUUAAUUGAAGACCAAGUAAAGUAUGUAUUUCAACCAUUUAAAGAGAGACAUAAUAAUACUCUGUCUAUCUCAGAAGUUUUGUCUAGAAAGAAGGAAUUUGGGAUUUAUAAUAAAGACAUUAGAGAUAUAAACAGCUAUCAAGGAUCCUUUGUCUUGAUUAGAAAUCCUCAAAACUUAUCCCAAGUUAGUUUAUUCGAGUACAUAAGGAUUGUUGAAGCUCAAACGGAAGGAUUCUUCGAUUUCAUUGAUAUGAGAAUAGUCAUGCUCAUUGCAGCAGCAAUUGUCUACUUCUUAUGGAGACAAUGUAAAGGAUUUUAUUCCAAAAUGGAACCGAGCAUUGAAGACUAUGUUGACUUAGGAGAAGGUGGUAUGUCCAAAAACGAUGCAAUGAAGAACUUAAAGUUUGAUUAA